AUGGAUCUUUCCACCUUAUGUGAAAUUGAUAUAGCAAUUAUAAUUUUUUCAAUUACUGCUGAACCAUUUCUAUUUGCUAAUUCAAAUGUAGAAUCGGUUGUCAAACGAUUUUCGCAAGCAAAGCAAUCGUUUUACUGCAUGUCAAGCCGUAAGACGACACAUGAAAAGACUGGAGGUGGUGAAGAAAAUGAUACAAUUAACAAGAUGAAAAAGAAGGCAAUAAAUGAGGAGGAAAAAGGAGAAUCUACAUUGGAAAUUUUCGAGCCAACUAAUUUGGAAAGACUUGAGAAACUGAAGCAAGAGAUUGAGGAACUUGAAACAGAUUUGGUUGAGAAAAUUGAUGAGUUACAAUUAGAUACAUGUGUAAAAGAUCCAAAAUUUGUACUCGAAAUGAAUGCAACAAAGUCUUCAUCCAUGCCAUCCAGUUGGUUGAAUCUUUAA
Molecule: messenger RNA, 441 nt
Organism: Nicotiana tabacum (common tobacco)
Lineage: Eukaryota; Viridiplantae; Streptophyta; Magnoliopsida; Solanales; Solanaceae
Source: RefSeq, a predicted model, not a curated record